AUGGAUGAUACUCAUGAUGAUGAAAAUAUUAAUGCCUAUUAGUAAUUAGGAUUAUGGCAAAAGAUCACAGUAACUAUAAGGAUUGUUGUAGAAUACAUUUACUCAGAUAUUUAAAAGAAACCAAGAUCAUUCAAGAUUGGGUUAUUUACAAUAUACUUAGUGGUUAUGUUUUUAGCAUUGAUAUAGAGUGCUUUUUCUCUCAGUCCUCUUAUAUUCAUACAAUUAGCUGAAACUACUGCUGGUGAUACUGAUUUAGUAUUCACUCCAGUACCUUCAGAGAAUAAGACAAAAUCAAAUACUGACAUUGGACCAUAGAAUUCAAACUUCUAGGCAUCAUAGAAUUUAGUGAAUGGAUUUAGUUUAGUGAAUUAGACUGACGUAGUUAAAAUUACAAAAGGUAUUAGAGAAAUAUUUGAUUCUACACCAAGAUGGUUAAUGAUAGGAAAUUUGGAAAACCCAAAAUAAAAUAUAACUAAAAUAAGUGAUAAAAUUCGAUCAUUCUUUUUGUUAAUUGAUAGUGAAAAAGAAAUAAGUAUAGGAUUAGGAAGAAGAUUAGAUACUAAUAUAAUCAAUAAUAAUGAAGUACUAGUUACAUCCAGUGGAUUAAGAGGAUUGAAUGCUACUAUAGGAGACAUUUUAAAUUUAAAUAUUGAUGUUAUCUAAUUUCUAUCAACAUAUGUAAUUACUGAAAAUAAUAAUGAUGAUCCAACAACUUUUAUUAUGGCAGCAUUUGACACAUACUUAAAUGGUCCAUUAGAGUUAAUUUAUGGUAAAAAUUUCACAAAGAGAGAAUAUACUGGUUAUGAAUUAAAGGAAUUAUCUAGUGAAUUUAUUGUAUUUACAGAUAUAUUAGAUAACAAUCCAGAAUUGAAACAGGAAAUUAAGGAAAACUUUUAAAAUUAAAUCAACUAAGGUGGUAUUUCAAAUGAUUAAAAAGAUCUUGCAAAUACAGCUUUUGAUAUUUUCUUUUCAUAAGAAUUAGGUUAUUUUUCAAGACUUUUAGCUAAUUUUGUUUAAUAAUUAGGAGAUAAUGAUGUUGUUUCUAUUUAUAUAGUUGAAUAGGUAAUAGCUAAUAUCAUAGCUGAUUCAUUAGAUUUUGACAUUGAAUUGAAAGUAAAGGAAAGUAUAAAAUCAUCCAAAGGAAAGUGGGCAGAUGGAUUAGGUAAUAUAGUAGUGAUGGACUAUAGAAAUGCAACUAUAAUUUUAAGAGAAGCAUUUAUAAUAACAUUAAAUAAUACAAUAGAGGAUUAUAAAUAAAAUAGUUCAACAAAUAGUAUUGAAGAAAUUGUUGCUGCUAAUAUUCCUGCUUAAGAUUUAUUUGAUUAUAUUAGAAAUUACACAGAUGGUAUUAAAUUAGAAGAGUUUUCAUUAACUAGUAAUUUAGUUGUUAAAGAUAGAGUUUCCAAAUAUACUAAUUAAGAUAAUAUAAAUAAUUUUGUUUUGGAUGUCUCAAAUUCAUUUUUUAAUGAAGUAGGAUAUGAUUAUCCUGUUAAAAUUACUGUUCCAUUAGCUACAGCAAUUAAAUAAUAUUUAUUAUUAGGAAAUUUUGUAGAUAAUUUAGUAGUUUCAGCAACAUUUCUAUUAUUGAUGUUAUCAAUACUAUUAAUAUAUUCAUUGAUGAUUGGAGAUGUAGAAGAAAAAACAUAUGAAUUUGGAAUGUUGAGAGCUUUAGGAUUUUAAAAAUGGUGGUUAAUAAUUCUAUUAUUAUUGUAAGCAUUUACUUUUGCUAUACCUGGCUUACUUUUGGGAUUGAUUACAUGUUAUAUUCUGAAUUCCUUAAUUGCUAUGUUUAUUUUUGAUUCUGCUGUAUUGAUGUCAUCAUAUGACAUAGCAAAAUCAGCAAUAGGUCUAUCAUUUGGUUUAGGUCUAUUUAUACCAUUGGCAAGUAAUAUCCUGCCAAUUUUAAGAGCACUUUCAAAAACACUUAGAGAUUCUUUAGAUUUAUAUCAUAGAACAAUUAAUGAUAUAUUAGUUAAUGUUAUUAAAUUAGAGAAAAUGGGAAUAUCAAUUGAUUAAUUUUUUUCAGCUGCACUUUUAGUUAUUAUGGGAUUUGUAAGUUAUUAUUUAAUUCCUAUGGCAUUCAUAUUCAGUAAUAUAUAAUUAGCACUUGCAGUCAUAAAUAUUAUAUUAAUUGUUAUGAUUAUUGGAUUUACAUUAUUAGCAAAUUUAUUUGAAGAACCACUUGAAAAAGGAAUUUUGAAAUUGAUAUUAUGUAUAUUUAAGAAGGAUAGAAAUUUAGAGAAAAUAAUAUUUAAGAAUUUAGAAGCUCAUUAUAGUAGAAAUUGGAAAACGACAUUGAUGUAUACAAUAGCUUUGGCAUUUUUAAUAUUUGCAGGUGCAGGAUUUGCAUUAUAAAGUAGUGUUAUAACAGAUGUUUUACAAUCAUUUUUAGGGGCUGAUAUUAGUGUCUAAGCUUUAUAAUCUGAUAAAAGAGGAUUGGAUGAAUACAAUAUAAGAUAGUUUCUUAAUAAAACUAUGACACAAGAUCCAUCUCUUAUUUUUGAUUACUCAUUUACAUCUUUAAUGUUAUCUCAAAUACCUGAAAUGCCAUAAAGUCAUUUUAUAUCUACUUUGGCAAAGUUUCCAUUUAAGAAAAUAUUUUUAGGAGCAGUAGAAUAAAAUUAUUUAAGAGCAUGUUUAGAUGCUUUUUAUAUUCCAAAUAGUUAUGAUCCAUAAGUAAAUUAUACAAUAUUGAAUGAUGGAGUUAAAGAUGGUGUUUCUGGUAUCUAUGAUAGAUCAGAUGUUCAAGAUAGAGAAGCAUUUUAUGAUCCAUAUACUUUAGUAGGAUCUUAGAGUAUCAGAUAAUAAUGGUAUAAGGAUUUAAGUUAUGAUAAACCAAAUUAAUAGUAUUGAUAUCUUAAUAAUAUUAUAGUACUACAAUAGAUAGAGAAAUUAAUAUUGUUGUUCCUCAAGGUUACAUAUAUGAAGCUGGUAUAAAUGUUGACACACCAUCUAUCUUAUAUGUAGAUAGAAGACUAUACAGAACUAAUGUUAGACAUAUGGCUACUAAAGUUCCAGGUUAUUUCUUUUCUAGUUAUAGAUCAAUGGUUGGUAAUGGAUUAAUAAGUAUGGAAGAUGCUCUAUAUAUAAUUAAUGAUUAUUUCAAGUAAAUGUUUUAUAAAAAUAUUUUAUAGAGGUGAUAUUCGACAAGGAAAUCUUGAGAAUGAAAGAGCCAAUUUGUAUUUUUAAUCUUUACCAAAAAAUUUAACUUAUGGAUUACCAAAAGAUAAUUUACAAAUUAAAUUUGGUAGAUAAACUACUGAAUAAGAGAGGGUUGAUUUUAGUAAUGGUCUUAGAAAUUAUUUCUUAAAUGAAUAGACUUUAUUAUUUGAUGUCAUUACAUUAAAGAAAGAUGCUGAAGAUACCUUUUAUUUUAUUACUAUAUUUUAUGUGUUAGUUGCCAUUGUAGCAAUGACUCUAUCAUUCUUCCUUAUAUUGGUUUCCUUUGUUAGCAAUGUAAAGGACAAUUCUUGGGAGUUUGGUGUAUUGAGAGCAGUUGGAUUAAAUAAAGUAAGAUUAUUAUAUUAAAAGUAGAAUUAAAUAACUAGAGUUUACAUAUAUGAAGCAAUAUCUUUAAUUACAGCAUCAGGAUUAAUUGGUACAAUUGUUGGUUUAGUUGUUGCAAUUACAUUAACUUUAUAAAUUCUUAUGUUCACAGAAUUUUCAUUUAAAUUCAUAUUCCCAACAGAAAUAUUUUUGAUAACAUUUUUAGGAGGAUUUAUUACAGCUACAGGAGCUAGUUAUUUGGCAGUAUUAGAAAUCAGAGAUAAGAGUAUAUCAACAAUACUUAAAGGGCUGUUAUGA
Paramecium pentaurelia is the source of this 3804-nucleotide messenger RNA. The record is from the annotation of a GenBank genome assembly. Lineage: Eukaryota; Ciliophora; Oligohymenophorea; Peniculida; Parameciidae.